AAAUUGGGUUUUGAUGAUGUGUUCAUGAUUCAGAUCCAGUUCGUUGUAUUCUAGUUUAAGAUUCAUGACAAUGUCCUGCUGAUCGUGAGAUGAAUUUAUAGAUAGUUUAGUUUUAGCAACAAAAGGAAUGAUUAAUUCUUGUAUUGGAAGUUUUGUGUUUAGUUAAUUCGGUUUCUGAUUGUUUCCUUUUGAGAUGUUCAUCAGAUUUAUUUAUGUAAAAUGCUGGAUUUAGAUGAAAUUUGUAUUGAUUUUUCGGUCUUUAGUGUGCUAACAAGAUGUUAUGCUCACAUUCUAUGCAAAAUUUACAUAAUGGAGAUGUGUACUCUCUUUCAGACUAUAAUGCAAGGAGAAAGUUUCAUUAAUCCCGAAGGGGAAAUUAAGGUUAGUUUUGGCUAUCAGUGUAGCAGCCCCAAAGGUAUUCCUUUCAGCGCUCCUAAUGUGCGUGAAAUCUGGUCUAGAAGUGAACUGCCUAGGAACGGCAGUUUCUCUUGCUUGUCGGGUGCUGCCUUAAGUGCCAAUGCUACAUUGGCCAAUACGAAUAUCUGUAACGGUGUGAUUGGAGCUGAAAUUCUUCCUAGUUUGGAUUCCCCUAAUUCAUUUCGUAGAGUUCCCUCUUCAUCAUCUCUUGCAAGGUUGGAUAUAUUAUCAUCUUCGCUGCAAAGCAGUAUCUCAAACUUAAGUUGCAGUCCACCAAGUCCAGUUUAUUCACCUGAUACUGAUUCGUUUUUACUGAGACCGAUGAGUGCUCCUUCUAGGACUGAUAGUUUCCUUAAUGCUAUGGAAGUGCAAGUUGCAGGUGGAGCCGCUGGUGAAGACAGGGUUCAAGCUGUCUGCUCCGAAGAGAACGGGUGGCUCUUUUGUGCAAUCUAUGAUGGUUUUAAUGGGAGAGAUGCAGCUGAUUUUCUAGCUGGGACAUUGUACGAAACUAUAAUAUUUUACCUUAGUUUACUAGACCGGGAAUCAAAGCAGGAUGUCCCCAGAUCACCCAAUGGUUCGACUGCAAAUGGAUACUUUGGAUAUUUUCAUGAUCAUAUUACGGUUGGUAACAAGGAAAAAACCCAUUCUAGGGUUGAAACCAAGAAGUAUACGAGCGCUGAAAGCUUGAUGAAGAAAACUGCAGAUCGUAAAGUGGAAGUAUCAUCUGAUUCCUUUAGGCACGGGGUGCUUGAUAGCCUCCAACGUGCUCUAAGUCAAGCCGAGAGUGAUUUCUUGUACAUGGUAGAGCUGGAAAUGGAGGACCGUCCUGAUUUAGUUUCAAUAGGAUCUUGUGUUUUGGUUGUUUUUCUUCAUGGUGACGAUUUGUAUACACUCAAUUUAGGCGACAGUCGAGCUGUAUUGGCCACAUAUGAUGACGCCAAUGACAAGGGUCAGAGUGAAAGGUUGAAAGCUGUUCAGCUGACCGAUAGUCACACUGUUGAUAACGAGGUUGAAAGAUCUAGACUCUUGCAUGAGCAUCCUGAUGACUCUAUGCCCGUCGUAGCCGGAAAAGUGAAAGGAAAACUGAAGGUCACUCGCGCAUUUGGAGUAGGUUACUUGAAAAAGAAAAAACUGAAUGAUGCUCUGAUGGGAAUUCUUCGAGUUCGUAACCUCAUUAGUCCCCCAUAUAUCUCCACUGAACCGUCGCUGAAUGUGCACAAAGUAUCAAGAUCCGAUCACUUUGUUAUAGUCGGUAGCGACGGUUUAUUUGACUUCUACAGCAAUGAAGAGGCUGUAAAGCUCGUCCAUUCUUACAUCUCAAGCAACCCUUACGGUGAUCCUGCCAAAUUUCUUGUGGAGCAGCUUCUAAUAAAAGCAGCUCAAUCUGCAGGUUUCAGUAAGGAAGAACUGAUGAAUAUUCCAGCUGGUAGGAGGAGGAAAUACCAUGACGAUGUUACCGUUAUCGUGAUUAUUCUCGGGACAAAUUAUCGAACAUCCAAGGCAUCAACCUGUGCGUGAAUUUUAUGUCAAAGC
Messenger RNA from Hibiscus syriacus, 1950 nucleotides. Its product is annotated as probable protein phosphatase 2C 40. The transcript has 3 exons. NCBI's taxonomy places the organism in Eukaryota, Viridiplantae, Streptophyta, Magnoliopsida, Malvales, Malvaceae. Gene Ontology annotation, molecular function: protein serine/threonine phosphatase activity. The record is from RefSeq and is a predicted model, not a curated record. The coding region runs from base 220 to 1935 and encodes 571 amino acids. Gene Ontology annotation, biological process: protein dephosphorylation.